CGUAAUUUUUUUACUCUCAAAAUGGGUCUUUGACGAAGAAAAAGAGUUGAGUUCAAGGAAAAGUAAAAAAUAAAAAAAAAAUAAUAAUAAAAAAACGAAGAAAAAGAACUAGAAAUCGUACAAAAUUUCUUCCAUGGAAGUCACACGCAACAUGUAGCUUUCUAGGCAACCAAACUGUCCCGGCGGAGUCUCAUCUCUCAUUGGCCUGUUCUCUGUCCACUCUUUUUCUCUGCGUAUCGAUUGUGACUUGUGUUGUUGUAUCAUACUGUUGCAUAGAUUAAUGGUGAUUUUAAUAAUGGAAGCUAUGAAUUCCCCGCGUUCACCUUUCACUUGUAACUACUCGUUCAACAAUCUCUUCAUUUUUUCCAUUUAUAUAAUUCUAUGUCCAUAUUAUAAUAUCCGUGUUCACAUUGUCAAGUUCACCAUUUUCCUUGUCGAAAUCCUACUUUCUUUUACUCAUUCAAAUCUUUCUUCUGAUUCUUUCUUGUUUUAUACCCCACGAUUCUCUUUCCCUUCAAAACUUCAUUCUCGUCGUAUCGUUUGUUCUUUCUCGAUCUUUUCUGUAAAGGUUUUGGGCCAUUUCUUCUAUUUAGUGCCAGUGCCAGUAUAUUUCUUUGUUGCCACCACCAGCUUGAUUUAAUGUUUAUAUGAACUGGGUAUUUGUCAAAUUUUGAUUUAGUCUGCUCAUUCAUCAAGAGAAAUCCCAUUUAUCAUGGCUCAAGAAGCUAUUGAUCAUUCAUUCUCGUUUGGUGGCUCGCAUCACAUGCUGACCCAGGAACAAUUGCCAUUCAAGACCAAUCAAGGGUCUAUGAAACUCUUGCUUUUGCAUGGUAAUUUAGAUAUAUGGGUUAAGGAGGCUAAAAAUCUUCCUAACAUGGAUAUGUUUCAUAAAACCUUGGGGGACAUGUUUUCGAAAUUGCCUGUGAAGGUUAGCCGCAAAAUUGAAGGGCAUGUAGGCAAUACGAUAACUAGCGACCCAUAUGUCACCAUUUCAGUAGCUGGUGCUGUAGUUGGGAGGACUUUUGUGAUUAGUAAUAGUGAGAAUCCAAUAUGGAAACAACACUUUAAUGUUCCUGUUGCACAUCAUGCUGCAGAGGUACAUUUUGUUGUCAAAGACAGUGAUGUUGUUGGUUCACAGAUUAUGGGUGCCGUUGGAAUCUCAGUAGAGCAGCUAUGCACUGGCAAGAAAAUUGAAGGCACUUUCCCAAUUAUUGGUGCCAAUGGUAAGCCCUGCAAAGCUGGAGCUGAAUUGAGCUUAUCAAUUCAGUUUACCCCAGUGGAGCAAAUGGCAAUCUAUAAGCAUGGAGUUGGUUCUGGUCCUGAUUACAAUGGGGUUCAAGGGACAUACUUUCCUCUUAGGAAAGGAGGUAAAGUUAAUCUUUAUCAAGACGCUCAUGUUCAUGAUGGUUGCCUUCCUGAUUUGAAGCUUGAUGGUCAUGUUCAGUAUAAGCAUGGGAGUUGCUGGCUGGACAUUUUUAAUGCUAUCAGUCAGGCCCGGCGCUUGAUUUACAUUACUGGGUGGUCUGUAUAUCAUAUGGUUAGAUUAGUUCGUGAUGGUCAGGAUGGAAUGGGUCCUUCAUUGGGAGAUCUUCUCAAAAUCAAAUCUCAGGAAGGUGUGAGAGUGCUGCUUCUUGUAUGGGAUGAUCCUACUUCUAGGAGUAUUUUGGGAUAUAAAACGGAGGGCAUUAUGAAUACCAGUGAUGAGGAAACUCGCCGAUUUUUCAAGCAUUCUUCAGUGCAAGUGCUACUCUGUCCUCGAUCUGCUGGAAAAGGAAGUUUUAUGAAAAAGCAGGAAGUGGGAACAAUCUAUACCCAUCAUCAGAAAACAGUGAUAGUGGACGCUGAUGCUGGUCACCAUAGAAGAAAGAUCAUAGCUUUUAUUGGAGGCCUUGAUUUAUGCAGGGGCCGAUAUGAUACUCCACAGCAUCCUCUUUUUAGGACCUUGGAAACAGUGCACAAAGACGACUAUCAUAAUCCUACUUUCACGGAAACUGGCGUUGGUUGUCCAAGAGAACCGUGGCAUGAUUUGCACUCCAAAAUUGAUGGUCCAGCAGCAUAUGAUAUCCUCACCAAUUUUGAGGAGCGUUGGUCGAAGGCUUCGAAACCUCAUGGCCUUCAAAAACUGAAGGCAUCACAUGAUGAUGCAUUGCUCAGGAUUGAAAGAAUCCCUGAAAUACUUGGGAUAGCAGAAGCUUCUAGUCAGGCUGACAAUGAUCCAGAGAGUUGGCAUACUCAGGUUUUCCGAUCAAUUGAUUCCAAUUCUGUCAAAGGCUUUCCAGAUGACCCAAAGGAUGCUCCAAGCAGGAACUUGUUGUGUGGGAAGAAUGUACUCAUAGAUACGAGUAUACAUACAGCAUAUGUCAAGGCAAUCCGUGCUGCCCAACAUUUCAUCUACAUUGAGAAUCAGUACUUCCUUGGAUCUUCCUAUAACUGGGAUUCUAACAAAGACUUGGGUGCAAACAACCUAAUUCCCAUGGAAAUAGCACUUAAGAUUGCCAACAAAAUCAGAGCAAAUGAGAGGUUCUCUGCAUAUAUUCUCAUCCCAAUGUGGCCAGAAGGUGUUCCUACAAGUGCUCCUACGCAGAGGAUUCUAUUUUGGCAGCAAAAAACAAUGCAAAUGAUGUAUGAUACAAUUUACAAGGCUUUGGUGGAAGUUGGACUUGAGAAUACAUAUGAGCCACAAGACUACUUAAAUUUCUUCUGCCUUGGCAAUCGCGAGGCAUUCGAUAGGGAAAACAGUUUAAAUGCUCAAAGUGUCAACGGAGCAAACACUCCUCAGGCAUUGAGUCGGAAGAAUAGACGCUUUCAGAUUUAUAUUCAUUCCAAAGGAAUGAUAGCGGAUGAUGAGUAUGUGAUAAUAGGCUCUGCAAAUAUCAACCAGCGAUCAUUGGAUGGUACUAGAGACACUGAGAUAGCGAUGGGUGCAUAUCAGCCUCGGCAUACCUUCGCAAGGAAACACUCACAUCCACACGGGCAGGUUUAUGGAUAUAGGAUGUCCUUAUGGGCAGAGCACAUAGGAGGACUUGAGAAAUGUUUUGAGAAACCAGAGAGUCUGGAAUGCAUAAGACGUGUAAGGUCCCUUGGUGAGCUCAACUGGAGGCAGUUUGCAGCUGAUAAAGUUACAGAAAUGAAGGGUCACCUCCUCAAAUAUCCGGUUGAUGUUGAUCGAACAGGGAAGGUUAAGGCUCUCCCUGGCUGUGAAACAUUCCCAGAUGUUGGUGGUAACAUACUAGGAUCCUUCAUAGCCAUUCAAGAGAAUCUCACCAUCUAAGCUAUUGGACAUAACUCUAAAGUUUUUGCACGUUUAUUCAGAACAUUACAUUCUUGUGUCUGAACUUCAACGCUAUUUCUUUUUAGAUUAAUAGCAUGCUAUUGGAUUCAGAGUA
Messenger RNA from Jatropha curcas, 3386 nucleotides. RefSeq names its product phospholipase D beta 1. Gene Ontology annotation, cellular component: plasma membrane. Gene Ontology annotation, molecular function: D-type glycerophospholipase activity; calcium ion binding. Lineage: Eukaryota; Viridiplantae; Streptophyta; Magnoliopsida; Malpighiales; Euphorbiaceae. The record is from RefSeq and is a predicted model, not a curated record. Gene Ontology annotation, biological process: phospholipid catabolic process; phosphatidylcholine metabolic process.